CGGUUUUAUUGGCUCGCGCAAACGGUUCCCAUUAUAUUCUAUAAAACCGCAGCUCUCAGCUGCUACUGCAACGGAAUUGAAAUCAGUCAGCCGUCGGCGGAAGGACUGAAUCUACCACGCACGGUCUCGAGAGCCGCAUUCAGUCAGUUCGCCGUGAACGACAUUGACAAAGCCGGGAAUCUCGGGUUGUCCAGUUUGAAAAUAACCUUGAUCAAAUUGUACUUGCCGAGAUGCUGUGCGCGUUGAUUGGUUAAUUUUUUUAUUUUUGUGAACUAUGCUGCACGUGCAUUUGAUAAAGUUCUACUGGUGAGAAAAGUUGAUAAGCUGGACUAAGUUGAAUCAGUGUUGUGUGUGUUUUUUUCUCUACGAAAAUUUGAAAUUUCGUCAAAAUGAGUAUGGAAAUCCCACCGGAAGAAAUGGCCCAUACAAAAGUAUGGUUCACCACGAUCGAUUAUGUCAUAUUCUGCACGAUGAUGCUCCUCUCAGCGGUCAUAGGAAUUUACUACGGAUUUUUCGCUAAGCAGAAACAGAAUAAUACGGCCGAAUAUCUGCUGGGAAGCAGACAGAUGAAGGUGUUUCCAGUGGCUAUGUCACUUACAGCAACCCACAUUUCUGCCGUCACAAUGCUGGGCGUACCGGCGGAAAUGUACCGCUACGGCAUCCAGUACUGGGCCUGCUCCAUAUCCGGCCUGAUCGUGACCAUCUUCAUGGUGUACGUUUUUCUGCCGGUGUUCUACGAACUGCAGGCUACCUCCUGUUAUGCGUACCUGGAGCAUCGCUUCAACAAACGGGUUCGUCGUCUGGCGAGCUUUCUGUUUAUGCUGUACUGCUUGCUGAACGUACCGGUGUUAAUCUACACUCCGGCGAUCGCCUUUAGCCAAGUUACUGGCAUAGACUUACAUAUCAUCACGCCCGUCAUCUGCUGUAUUUGCAUUUUUUACACCACCUUCGGAGGCAUACGGGCAGUGAUAUGGACUGACACACUCCAAUUUGGCAGUAUGAUUCUGGCGCUACUAAUCGUAAUGACAUUGGGAACGCUGCAACUGGGCGGUAUUAUUAACAUAUUUAAAAUUGCUGACGCCGGAGGAAGACUGAUUUGGUUCAACAUGGAUCCUGAUCCCUCGCUGCGAUCAUCGUUUUGGCUCGUGUCCGUGGGACUGACCUCGAUGUGGGUCUCGAACAUUGGUGCCACACCAGAAUGUGUUCAGCGUUUUCUUACUGUACCUGAUAUAUCAAGUGCUAAAAAAGCCGUUUGGAUUUUCGGAGUUGGUCACAUUCUGGUCAAACUGUGUUCCGUUUACAAUGGAUUGCUUAUAUUCAGCAAAUAUCAUGACUGCGAUCCAGUUUACUCGGGUCUUGUGAAAAAGAACGACCAAAUCUUCCCCUACUACGUGCUGGACGUGGCGCGCAAGAUUCCCGGCCUUCCUGGGCUGUUCGUGGUUGGUGUGUUCUCCGCCGCUCUGUCAUCGAUGUCCACUAUUUUGAAUACUUUAUCAGGAACGAUUUACGAUGACUUUGUGAAGGCUCGGUUCAACUUCAAGGAAGCACUUGCCAGCUCUAUAAUCAAAGCGAUGGUCGUGGUGAUCGGAGUUAUCUGCUUACUGCUGGUUUACGUUGUCGAAAAGCUAGGUAGUGUUUUUAGCCUAGCCAUUUCGGUGUCAGGGGUAACAUCCGGAACGCUACUGGGAAUUUUCUUUCUCGGGAUGUUCUCGCCAAAAAUUAAUGCUAAAGGAGCGUACUGGGGAGCGAUAAUUUCGCUCGCUUCUUUGUGUUUCAUUGCAGCUGGAGCUCAGCUGGAAAUUCUACAAGGAAAUCUGAAAUAUCCAAGCUUACCGCUGAGAUAUGAUGGCUGUCUUGGGUUCAACUCAACAGGAACGGCAACUUCUACAUUUUAUAUCGACGCCGAAGGUCAUGACAACACCGAGGUACCGUGGCUAUUCCGGCUUGGAUUUAUGUACUAUUCGGCGCUGGGUACGGUCAUAGCCGUGAUUUCCGGAACCAUCGUUAGCGUUCUUACGGGUGGUCAGACAGAACCUGUCCCGGAGGUUCUACUAACACCCUGGGUUCGCUCAUUGUACAAACCUGUCCGCUGUGUGGACGACUACGAAUGUAAACAGUCACAGCCUCGAACGUUGCACAUCGAGAAAAACGAUAGCUAAUUGUUUCUGCAUUACUUUCACUGCUUUAUUAUUGUAAAUAAAUUAAUAUCUAAAAUGA
Messenger RNA from Wyeomyia smithii (pitcher-plant mosquito), 2217 nucleotides. RefSeq names its product sodium-coupled monocarboxylate transporter 1-like. Gene Ontology annotation, biological process: transmembrane transport; sodium ion transport. NCBI's taxonomy places the organism in Eukaryota, Metazoa, Arthropoda, Insecta, Diptera, Culicidae. Gene Ontology annotation, molecular function: symporter activity. The transcript is spliced from 8 exons. The coding region runs from base 390 to 2159 and encodes 589 amino acids. The record is from RefSeq and is a predicted model, not a curated record. Gene Ontology annotation, cellular component: membrane.